AUGAGUCUGAAGGUGGAGCAGGAGAAGAAGUCCUGGGAAGAGGCUGUGGAGCACUGCAGAGAGAGUUACACUGAUCUCACCAGCCUGCUCUCCAAGACCGAGGUCCAACUGGCCCUAGACCAUUUGAGGCGCCACAAAAUCACUGAGACGGUGUGGAUCGGUCUGCGUUACCUGGGAGACCUCUGGCUGUGGGUGAAUGGCGACCCUCUGGUGUACACCGCCUGGUCCCAAAACAGGGAUACGACGUGCCCAGUGUUGAAUCGCUGUGGAGCUCUAACCGAAGAUGGACUCUGGGAAGAGAGGGACUGCCUGGAAAAACUCAAGUUCAUCUGCAUCUGA
Messenger RNA from Acanthochromis polyacanthus (spiny chromis), 339 nucleotides. Its product is annotated as dromaiocalcin-1-like. The transcript has a single exon. The record is from RefSeq and is a predicted model, not a curated record. NCBI's taxonomy places the organism in Eukaryota, Metazoa, Chordata, Actinopteri, Pomacentridae. Bases 1 to 339 code for a protein of 112 amino acids.